Xiphophorus hellerii (green swordtail) is the source of this 4860-nucleotide messenger RNA. RefSeq names its product myosin IEa (gene myo1ea). Gene Ontology annotation, molecular function: actin filament binding; microfilament motor activity; ATP binding. The coding region runs from base 275 to 3631 and encodes 1118 amino acids. Gene Ontology annotation, biological process: glomerulus development; endocytosis; actin filament organization. The transcript is spliced from 29 exons. Gene Ontology annotation, cellular component: myosin complex; cytoplasm; microvillus. The record is from RefSeq and is a predicted model, not a curated record. NCBI's taxonomy places the organism in Eukaryota, Metazoa, Chordata, Actinopteri, Cyprinodontiformes, Poeciliidae.
AUGCUCCUCUGCUGGCUGUCAGUGUGGGACUUCACCAUGGACGGAGGACGCAGCUGAGGAAACCGCAUACAUGCAGUCCCCGCUUUUACAGGAAUAACUUCUGAAAACUUGAACUUUUUCCCUUCCUCCUCCUCCUCUCUGAUUUCAGAUUAAAGCUGUAGACUUGAGAAAAAAAAUAAAUAAAUAAGGACUGCGAACUUCACCGAGUUUCGCGCAAAUACUGGAUUGUGGAAAUACGACAGAGGACUGAGUGGAGCUGCUGUGAAAUUAGAGGAUGGGGAGCCGGGGCCACUACCGGUACCACUGGCAGAGCCACAAUGUCAAACACAGCGGCGUGGAUGACAUGGUCCUGCUCAGCAAGAUCAGCGAGGACGGCAUCGUGGACAACCUCAAGAAGAGAUACAUGGAUGACUACAUCUUUACGUACAUCGGCCCUGUGCUCAUUUCCGUCAACCCCUUCAAGCAGAUGCCGUAUUUUGGAGAGAGGGAAAUCGAGAUGUAUCAGGGAGCUGCUCAGUAUGAGAACCCUCCUCACAUCUACGCUCUGGCAGACAACAUGUACAGAAAUAUGAUGAUCGACCGUGAAAACCAGUGCGUCAUCAUCAGUGGAGAGAGCGGAGCAGGGAAGACUGUGGCAGCCAAAUAUAUCAUGGGCUACAUCUCCAAAGUGUCAGGAGGCGGACCCAGAGUUCAGCAUGUCAAAGACAUCAUCCUGCAGUCCAACCCGCUGCUGGAGGCCUUCGGAAACGCCAAGACUCUGAGAAACAACAACUCCAGCAGAUUUGGGAAAUACUUUGAGAUUCAGUUCAGUUCCGGCGGCGAACCAGAUGGCGGAAAAAUUUCCAACUUCCUGCUGGAGAAGUCACGUGUCGUCAUGAGGAAUCCUGGAGAAAGGAGUUUCCAUAUUUUCUAUCAGCUUAUUGAAGGAGCGAGUGGAGAACAGAAGAAAAGCCUGGGAAUCACAAGCCUGGAUUAUUACUCCUACCUCAAUCAGUCCGGUUCCUACAAAGUGGACGACAUCAACGACAGGAGCGAAUUUCAGGAAACGAUGCAAGCCAUGGACGUGAUUGGCAUCUCUGCAGAGGACCGGUCCAUGGUGCUCCAGAUUGUGGCCGGAGUCCUUCAUGUGGGGAACAUCACCUUCAGAGAAUCAGGCAACUACGCUGCUGUGGAGAGCGAGGAGUUUUUAGCAUUUCCCGCGUUUCUGCUCGGUAUCGACCAGGACCGGCUAAAGGAGAAGCUGACGAGCAGAAAGAUGGACAGCAAGUGGGGCAACACAAAGGAGUCCAUCGACGUGACGCUGAACGUGGAGCAGGCCUGUUACACCCGGGACGCUCUCUCCAAAGCCCUGCAUUCGCGCGUCUUUGACUACCUGGUUGAGUCCAUCAACAGAGCCAUGGUGAAGGAUCAUCAGGAGUUAAAUAUAGGAGUGCUGGACAUUUAUGGCUUUGAAAUCUUCCAGAAAAAUGGAUUUGAACAGUUUUGCAUCAACUUUGUGAAUGAGAAGCUGCAGCAGAUUUUUAUUGAGCUGACUCUGAAGGCGGAGCAGGAGGAGUAUGUGCAGGAGGGCAUCAAAUGGACUCCCAUAGAUUACUUCAACAACAAGAUUGUCUGCGAUCUCAUUGAGAGCAAAAGUCCGCCGGGUAUAAUGUGCAUCCUGGACGACGUGUGCGCCACCAUGCACGCUGUGGGCGAGGGAGCCGACCAGACCAUGCUGCAGAAGCUCCGGAUGCAGAUCAACACACACGAGCACUUCAACAGCUGGAACCAGGGCUUCAUUAUCCAUCACUACGCCGGCAAGGUGUCCUACGACGCAGACGGGUUCUGCGAGAGGAACAGAGAUGUCCUGUUCACUGACCUCAUUGAGCUGAUGCAGAGCAGCGACAUUUCCUUCAUCAGGGCUCUGUUCCCUGAAAACCUCAAUGCUGAGAAGAAAGGCCGGCCGACUACAGCAGGCAGCAAAAUAAAGAAACAAGCCAAUGACCUGGUUAGCACACUAAUGAAAUGCACGCCACACUACAUUCGCUGCAUCAAACCGAAUGAGACCAAGAAGCCAAAAGACUGGGAAGAAUCACGAGUGAAGCAUCAGGUGGAGUAUCUGGGUCUGAAGGAAAACAUCAGGGUGAGGCGCGCUGGCUACGCCUACCGCAGAGUCUUCCGGAAGUUCCUCAACAGGUACGCCAUCCUGACCAAAGAGUCAUGGCCGACGUGGCGAGGAGACGAGAAACAAGGCGUCCUUCAUCUCCUGCGCUCCGUCAACAUGGAUCAAGAUCAGUUCCAGCUCGGAAAAACCAAGGUCUUCAUUAAAGCCCCGGAGUCUCUCUUCCUGCUGGAAGAGACAAGAGAGCGCAAGUUUGACGGCUACGCUCGCGCCAUCCAGAAGGCCUGGAGGAAAUACAUGGCCCGCAAGAAAUACGUCCAGAUGAGGGAGGAAGCUUCUGAUCUGCUGUUGAACCGGAAAGACAGGCGGCGGCAUAGCCUGAACCGAAACUUCAUCGGAGACUACCUGGGGAUGGACGACAGACCGGAGCUGCGGCAGUUUCUGGCCAAAAGAGAAAAGAUCGACUUCGCUGACAAAGUCACAAAAUACGACCGACGGUUCAAGGGAAUUAAGAGAGACUUGAUUUUGACCCCUAAAAGUGUGUAUCUGAUUGGAAGAGAGAAGGUGAAGCAGGGGCCGGAGAAAGGUCAGGUGACCGAGGUGUUGAAGAGGAAGAUCGACUUGGAGAAAAUCCUGGCAUUGUCUCUCAGCACCCUGCAGGAUGACUUCAUCAUCCUGCAUGAGCAAGAGUACGACAGCCUGCUGGAGUGCAUUUUCAAGACGGAGUUCAUCAGCUUGCUGUCCCGACGGUUCGAGGAGAAAACUCGGAGGAAGCUGCCGCUCAAGUUCAACAACACACUGGAGAUGAAGCUAAAGAAGGAGAACUGGGGCUUCAUGAGCGGCAGCUCCAGGCAGGUGGUGUUUGUUCAAGGUCAGGGGGAUGUGGCCAUGUUGAAGUCCUCAAGCAAAUCCCUGCAGAUCAGCAUCGGACCGGGCCUUCCCAAGAACACGCGUCCAACCAGGAAGAGCUUCAGCCAGAGUCGCUCUAACAUGUCCAGAAACCACCACGUGCCUUCAAGAGCAGCACCAGGACCCCCAGCCGGCCAUCAGAACGGCAGCCUGAAGAACACCAACUACAUCGCCAACCAGAGGAACUCGCAGCAUCACAGCCAGAGGCAUCCGCCCUCCACCAACUCCACACGCCCGUUUCUGCCCAGCAACAUCAACCAGCCCAGGCAGCGCGACGGCGGCAGCCGGCAGCAGCCGGACCUGGACUGCCUGAGGGUCCCGGACCAGGGCGCUGCAGGCUCUGGAGGCGGACGGCCAACUUCAAAUGGAGGAAUGGCCCACCGACCUUCAGCCCACAGACCUCCACCAGGUGGAGGACGGCCGAAGCCGGUGCCCAAACCCAAACCCCAGGUGCCCCAGUGCAAGGCCCUGUACGCGUACGACGCUCAGGACACGGACGAGCUCAGCUUCAACACCGACGACGUCAUCGAUAUCAUCAAAGAGGACGCUUCCGGGUGGUGGACGGGACGACUUCGCGGGAAGCAGGGACUUUUCCCCAACAACUACGUCACCAAGAUCUAGUAGCUGCUGGUUGUCAGGGCGACGCAAUGCGCCUGCUGCUUCCCCCCUCCGCCCCGCCAUCCCCGGCCUCUGAGGGGGGCGCAGAGCCUGCAGUCGGGGAGAGCAAACACUGUGAGACUCUUCCACUACUGCCUUACAGUCACCGAACGUAACGCUCAGUUACGCCACCAGACCAAACGUCCUGUUGGGCCAAAGAUGAGGCUUUUCUCCAAAGACACAAAGACCGCUGGGGUCUGUCCCCUCUGAGUACUGAACAAACUAUUUAUUGUAUUUAUGGAUCUCUGUAUUCCCUUUACUUACCGUGUUAUAUCUUUAUAGAGUGUUUUGAAGCAUUCAAAUGAAAUCGGCUAAAUCUCUGGGACCAGGCUGUGAUUUAUUUUUUACUUUUAUUUCCACUAUGUUGCUUCUAGAUGAAGGUUGAAGGAAACUGAAGUGAUUUCAGUUUUAGCAGGAAUAUUUAUUGUGAUGCAGACAUUUAACAGGCAUGUAAAGAAUCAAAAUGCUGAAUGAGGAUUUUUAAAAAUUGAAUGACCAAAGCAGACUCGUUUUUUUGUUUUGUUUUUUUUUCUGAUUCUGAGGGCAUUGCAGUGAGGUGGAGUAUUAGCUGGUAAACCUCCCUCACUUUUUAUUCUGCUUUUGUUCUCUAAUGACACCAGUACGUAGCCUGAGCGUGAGGUCUGUGGUGUAUUAGCACUUUAUUGGGACAGGUACUACCUUGGACACAGAUGGCGUCUCACGUUCACGUCACGGCCACAAAGCUUCGUCUGCGAGGGACGGAUUGUGACGAGCAAAAGCAAUGAAGUUAGCUAGUUACUGAAGAAAAUCAUUUGUUUACAUGAAAUUAAGACAAACAGGCAUUUUCUGGAUCUCAUUUCUGUAUAUGUGUUCUAAUGCAGGAGCGUACCUGUUGGUGGGCAGAAUUUAAAAGGAUUUCUUUGUGUUUUUACGCAAAGACUGUAUGUUUAGUUUCUCCUUUUUUCCCCGUUUUGAAAAACACAGAGCUGUUGUUAUUUCCAGUUCUGCUACUUAGUGUAUGGGUUUAUGUUUUGUUAAGCUGUUUUUGUAGCUGCUUCUGGUUAAUGUUUCUGCACAUCUUUUGCGCUGCUGCCGCAGUCCUAACACGCAUUCCUUAGUUUUAUUUCAAUCCUACGACCACAUUAUGCUGUAGUCAGUGAAACCUGCUGGGACUUUUUCAGAAAACUGCAUCAAUAAACAUAGUUUGGUCAUAA